CUCAAUGAUAAGACUGAUGCCCUUAUCAAGUUGGCUGAUGGUAUAUUGGCUGAGAAGAAGCCUCCAUCAUCACCACCAUCAUCUAAGAAGGCUCAAGACGAGUCGGCCGAGUCUAAUAGUAAAGAAGAGGAGAGAGGCUCUCCUGAACCCAUUGUAGAGGAACCUGAUGAUAGCUCUGAUGAUCAGGAUGGAGAAGAGGAGGAGGAGGAAGUUGCUAAGAAUGAUGAUCAUCAUCAUAUGGAUGUUGAUUAA
Perkinsus marinus ATCC 50983 is the source of this 252-nucleotide messenger RNA. RefSeq lists its product as hypothetical. The record is from RefSeq and is a predicted model, not a curated record. The annotation marks the transcript as partial. Lineage: Eukaryota; Perkinsozoa; Perkinsida; Perkinsidae. The transcript has a single exon.